Molecule: messenger RNA, 2371 nt
Organism: Eleginops maclovinus (Patagonian blennie)
Lineage: Eukaryota; Metazoa; Chordata; Actinopteri; Perciformes; Eleginopidae
Gene: slx4ip
Product: SLX4 interacting protein
Source: RefSeq, a predicted model, not a curated record
CUUAACUCAUAUUUACACUAAACUACUUUGUUCAAUAAAAAUAGUCGCCUAACUACCUCACUUACAUUUCACCAAAAGGAAAGCUCCAAGUCCGACUGGUAUACAAUAGUUGGACUACAAACUAUGAUGUGACGUCAUCAUCGUUUGACAAACAUUCAAAGCUGUUGGCGGUUAAACAAGCUGGUUGCUGUGGUCACUGCAAUGGCGCCCCUCAAAUUUGUUAUUAAGUGUGGGAACUUUGCUGUGCUGGUGGAUCUCCACGUUCUGCCCCUGGCCGGCCUAGAGGACACCAGCUGGUUUACUACGCACCACAUCGAGGAAGUUACAACCCUGGUACGAGAUGCUGUGGACCGCAGAGUGAGGCAGUACGCAGAGUCCCUCCACAACAGAAGGCAGCCAAAACAGAAAAAAGAGCUGCCACCUGCUCCAGCCUUUUUGGUUAAAGGAAAAAGUUUCCACCUGGUUGCAAACUUUCUGAAACGGCACUUCAACCUCAGAUGUAUCGUGAAGCAGCUCUAUGGGGAUAUGCGUGUGUUUCCUGAACGCUAUGUAGUGUGUGUGAGCUGUCGGGAGGAUGCCUCAGCGCACCAUGGAAACCUGAGCCUGGCCGCGACUGAGCUGAGCGAACAAAGCCAAUCAGAGUAUUUUUCCAGAGUCGGAGAAACCCUAGAGCCUUUAAACAGCCCCACGAAAACAAAGAAGACUGUGCUUCAAAAGAUAGCCAAACAAGCUGGUGUCCAGCGAGAGCUCCAUGGUUCCAGUGUGGGGGAACAGCAGGUUGACCAGAGAGACGGUCCCCUAAACCAAAGAGGGGAGAUUAAAGCUGGAGAUUCAGAAUCAAGCCCAAAAGAGGCCAGCUGUGGUCAGAAGACCCUCCCAGAGGCAGACCACAUGGUGCCUUGCCCCAGUGCCUUAAAGGAAGCUGAGGCUAAGAUUGCAACUCAAAAGCGGGGCCUGACCGAGGAGCAGCAGACCGAGAACAGUCCUCCAGACAGCAUCAACCCAAGCGGAGCCUCUGUAGUUUUCUGCCGACCUGAAAUCAGUCAGGAGACAAGAAAGAGCAAGAGGAGCAAGCCAAGCGACUCAGGGAAAGACCCUCACCCACAGAGGGCCAAGAGGACGUGCCUUGAGAGACCUCCAGCUGCAACGCAAACUCCCUACAACGACUGAUCCACACAAACAUCCAGGCAUGACCUUCCUCCUCUGCUGCCGCCCCUUCCUCUUGCCGAAGCCAAGGCAGAGUCCAAGGCUUUCCCAGUCUCCGGGCGCACGAAAACCACAGUGGAAGUAGAGCUGCUUACUCCAGGGAAACAGGCCCAGAGGCUCCCCCUCACAAGCAAUAACACGGCACAGACAAACCAAAACAGGCUGGCCGCAAGUCUGAGGGGCCUAUCUGUCAAGUCUGCAUCCUCGAGCUCCUCUAUUAGUUCCAGAUCCACACUCGCAGAGGGGAAUGAAAAUGUGCCCAGAACCUUGAGAUUACGGCGACUGAAGAGGUCCUGAGGGGGGAGAGACGAGCUACAGUAAAGAUGCCUGACGCCACGGAGAUAGAGAUGAUAUUGUGUCAGGCUACAUGUUUACCUCACAUGAUGUGCAUUUGUACACGUGUCACAUUUUCACCACAAUACAUAUUGGUUUCGCAUGUGCACACACACACACUCACACAGAUCAAGUGCUGAAGACAUUAAGGCAUUUGAUACAUGAGCAUUUGAGUUACACUUUGUCAAAUACUUGAAACUGACUUUUUUUCUCCACCCAUAAGUAGUGGUGGUCAAGAGAGGCUCGCAAAUGAAAGUCAAAAAAACCUUUAAUUGGAGUUUAGAUUUGGUUUUGUGUUAAAGAUUGGGGAUUUCAGACAGGCAGGAGCCAUGCAGUACGUCAUGGCUCUCCGUCUCUAACGCUGGCUCCUACGUGUCUGAAAACUGUCCACUUUCCCCGCUGAAGCUCUGCUGUGAUGGAUGGCUGUUUCCAGAUUUAUUUCAUCACCUCAUUCUCAAAAAUCACUUACGUAGUUAGAUUUCAUUCAUACACCAUUUACACAGUUAUUAGUUGCUAAGCACCUGAAAUGUAUCUUUCAAUGUGAGGGUAUUAUGCAGCUUUUAUAUUGAACCUAAUUUGUGUGGGUAUAUGAGUAGUUUUGAAAUAUUAGUGGUUUUAUUUGGGAGUAGCAGGACAGCUACGGUAAUGCAGGUUACAUUUUUAGCUGCUGUCAACACCCCUUCACUAGUUUGGCCCCGGCCCCAAUAGAUUGGGGCAACUUGGGACCAACAGUCACUGAUACACCCAAUGUGUUGCUUAAAUACAUCAAUCCUGAUUUAUUUUGAUUUUCCUGGAAAGACAUUUUGCGAUAAAUAAAUGUGUUUUCCCAAAA